Molecule: messenger RNA, 1448 nt
Organism: Salpingoeca rosetta
Lineage: Eukaryota; Choanoflagellata; Craspedida; Salpingoecidae
Exons: 6
Coding region: 34-1311 (425 amino acids)
Source: RefSeq, a predicted model, not a curated record
CAGCGAUCGACCACCCAAGCAAGCACAGCGACGAUGGGCGGCGGUGGGCUGCGCAUCUUGCCGCACAAGAGCUGGAACGUCUGGAACUUCAAGAACAGGGAACGGGUCCGCAAGGAUGAAGAACAGGCCCAACGAGAGGAGGAAGAGCGUCAAAGGCGGACCAGAAAGGCUGACUCUGAAGUGCGGCUGGACGUGCUGAGGAAGCGAGCCAAGCGCGGCGAUGACGAGGUUGCCGGCGCUGGCGCUGAAGAGGAUGACCUGGCAGCGAUCGCGCGCGACGUGGACGCGCAGCGCCAACAUCGCCGCCACAAGCGUGAACAUGGGCGCGAGCACAAGCAGCGCAAACAAGACAAAGACAAGAUACCAGCACCAGAGCCGACGCUGACCACGGCCUCUGGCCACAUCAACUUCUUUGAAGACCUGGAACAAGCACACAAGGAGCGUCAACAUGCCGCCAACAAGGAAAAGAAGAAGAAAGAGGAACUUGAAGCAUGGCAGAAGAAAGUCGGCGCCCUCAAGUAUCUUGGCCAAACAGUCCUCGACGCAAAGGGCCAGCAACCGUGGUACAGCCGUGAGGACCAGGUGCAUGCGGGCGAGGGAAUGGCUCCAGAGGAUCAGGGAGAGAAUGGAUCCCUUGCAUUAGUCACGGCACAGCCUCCGCAGCCAAGCAAGCACCGCGAGUUUGACCCCCUUGACACCAUGAAGACGCAUCUGCACGCCAUGGAGAAAAGGAGGACAGAUGCCCGCAGGAAGCAAGAGGACCGAGAGCGCCGCCUUGCCCCGCCCCUCUUGGGCAAUUCGCCCUCUGUUGCACGUGGCCAUCGCCCGCCACCGCCGCACUUCUCCUCGUCCUCCUCGUCACUUGCAGCUGCACAGCACACAGCACCAGCAUCAGCUGCGCCCCGCACCCACGACAGGGAUGGCAGUGCAAGUGACAGCAGUGGUGGCAGCGAUGCUGCCUCACAUCACAAGAGGAGCAAGAAGCACAGGAAACACAAGAAACACAAGCACAAGAAGCACAAGAAGGAGAAGAAAGACAAGAAGCGACGGCAUCACGGCAAGGCUGAUCACAGCUCAGGCGAGCACGAGAACAGCAUGAACACCAUGAAGCAGCGGCAGCUCCAGCGGCAGCAGCAGGAGCGCGACAGAGUCGCAACGCUGCUUGCCUUGGCGACAGCUGCGGAGACACCGCAACCAAGCCGUCGAGGGAGCUUUAGCCAGCACCCUUCCCUUUCGUCGUCCUCCUCGGGCCGACGCGGGCGUGACCGCGGCUACAGCGCCCAGUACCGAUCAUAUGCAUCCAAGUCAUAACCAUAACGCGCGUGAACAUGUGGCUUGAGUGUGGUGUGGUGUGAGACACGACGAUGCCUUUGCUGAUGUGACAUUGCUGCAUGCUAAUUGACUGCCCUGCCUGUACAUUGUAAGUGAUGAACGAAGACAACAAGCCA